UCACCCAAGCAAUGUUGUUUCUAAGCCCUGUAAGCUGGAGUCACAGUUACCAUGGAGAGUUAACUAAGGAUAUAAUUUAUUUAGUACGGAGCAAUGAAUGGUGCAUUGCUGGCAGUUUUAUGGAGCUUUGUCUUUGCAGCCUGGGCAGAUGUCGAGCUUCCACCUGGAGUUGAUCGCAGAAUGUAUUGUGAAAGCUGCUUAGCAACAGUUCGAGAACUGAAAAAAUCUCUGAGCACUCCGACUAGUGAGAAUAGUGGGACAAAGAUCAAAAGCCAGGCCACAAAGGUGUGUAAUGCUCUCACGUUUGAAAAGGAGAGUAUCUCUACUGACAAAGCUGGAGUUGCCUGUAAUCAUUUACUUGAUACAUAUGGAGAUAAAUUUGAAGAUGCCUUUCUAAAAGAGAAAGAAGAUGCCCUGGAGGGUACCAUAUGCCACAUUUAUACAAAGGCUUGCACCGGAAUCAAGAGAGAGACAUUUAAGGCACAGCAAUUCGAUGAUGGGGAAGUCGAGGCGUUUCUCCAGAAACAUGCCAGCAGCGUGCGUCGCACCAAGCCAGUAGUGCCGGAAGGCAUGCCAAGUUCACAAGGCAGAAAAGAAGAGCUGUGAGGCGCUGACUCAGUCUCCUGUUUUAUGGCCGGUGUAGCAGUGUCAGACCGUGCCUCAUCCUCCUGGCUUUCUAUAGUAUGUCCUGAACAGCCUGUGUGUUUAUGUUGGGCUACCAGGAUACCAGGAUUAAACCACACCCAGGACCAUUACUAGAAAGAUAGUCAGAACAGGCUCAAAGGCUGCAACACUGUAGUGUUCCAAACAACUGUGCUGCACUCCAGUAACCAAGUAAACUUGUUCAUGGCUUUAGUAUUAAACCAAUACAGUCAACAAAAUAAAACUUUUUUUAUCGUGGACCUGGACUUUA
Molecule: messenger RNA, 913 nt
Organism: Xenopus tropicalis (tropical clawed frog)
Lineage: Eukaryota; Metazoa; Chordata; Amphibia; Anura; Pipidae
Exons: 6
Coding region: 94-606 (170 amino acids)
Source: RefSeq, a predicted model, not a curated record